UUCCCCUUAAAAAAGAUGGCGGCUCAGGCGCUUCCUGCGGGUGCCCGGCCCGCGCGUCCGGGCAGCUUCGGGGGCGCCGUGAAUAGGGUUCCGGAGCCACAGGCCCCUCAGUAGGCGGCGGCGGCGGCGAUGGCAGGUGGACGGUCGGGCAGCCGCUGCCGCUGCCGCUGGGGAACGCCGCUGCCGCUGCUCGCGGGCAGGGGUCUGGGCCUGGGCUUCCUGCUGCUGCUGUCGCUGGGGCCGCCCGCGCAGAGCCGGAGCCUCCGCUUCGUGAUUUUGCUGUACCGCCACGGAGAUCGGUCCCCCGUCAAGGCCUAUCCCAAGGACCCCUACCAGGAGAGCCAAUGGCCCCAAGGCUUCGGCCAGCUCACCAAGGAGGGGAUGCUCCAGCAGUGGGAGCUGGGCCAAGCCUUACGGGAGCGCUACUGGGGCUUCCUCAACGCCUCCUACCACCGGGAAGAGGUUUACAUCCGGAGCACAGACUGUGACCGCACCCUCAUGAGUGCCGAGGCCAACCUGGCCGGACUCUUCCCAGUGGAGGGGGCACAGGCCUUCCACCCAAACAUCACGUGGCAGCCUAUCCCUGUGCACACGGUUCCAGAGGCCCAGGACAAGCUGCUCAAGUUCCCCCUGGGCCCAUGUCCUCGCUUCGAGCAGCUACAGAAUGAGACUCGCCAGACCCCCGAAUACCAAAAUGAAACGGCUCGCAACGCUCUGUUUCUGGAGAUGGUGGCUAAUGAGACAGGAGUCCCAGACCUGACACUGGAGACGGCCUGGAACAUCUACGACACUCUCUUCUGUGAGCAAACCCACAAACUGCGCCUGCCGCCCUGGGCCUCGCCCCAGACCAUGCAGCGCCUUCGGCAGCUCAAGGAUCUCAGCUUCCGGUUCCUUUUUGGGAUGUACCGGCCCACAGAGAAGGCCCGGCUCCAGGGGGGGGUCCUCCUGGCCGAGAUCCGGAAGAACUUGACGUGGGCGGCUUCAGCCGCCCAGCACCCGAAGCUGCUGGUCUAUUCGGCGCACGACACCACGCUGGUGGCCCUGCAGAUGGCCCUGGACGUCUACAACGGCGAACAGGCUCCUUACGCCUCCUGCCACAUGUUUGAACUUUACCAGGAAGACAAUGGGAACUUCUCAGUGGAGAUGUACUUCCGGAACGACAGCACUGAAGCUCCCUGGCCCCUGGCCCUGCCCGGCUGCUCCCAGAGCUGCCCCCUCCCAGACUUCUUACGCCUCACUCUGCCCCUCGUGCCCGAGGACUGGGACCGGGAGUGCCAGGUGACGGGCAGCCUGGCGGACACAGAGGUGAUCGUGGCCCUGGCCGUGUGCGGCUCCAUCCUCUUCCUGCUCAUCCUGCUGCUGCUCACGGUCCUCUUCCGGAUGCAGGCCCAGCCUCCGGGGUACCGCCACGUGGCCGAUGGGGAAGACCACGCCUGACAACCACUGGGCCCCCUCCCUCCAGCCUCAGGGAGGAGGGGGGCUGGCCCCUGGCCCCCGGCCCCCCUCCACUCGAUAGGCAGGAGCACCCUAUGAUUGUGGCCCAGCUAGGGAGGCCGGACCCCCCUCAUCCAGCAGCUGCCGCCUUGCUGCCUCCUCCCUCCCGACCCGGGGGGACAGAGCGCGGGCGCUUCAUGCUGGGUAAGUACCUAGCCGGAGGAUGGGGCCUUGCUGCGCCAGGGCAAGAUGCUCCAUCUCUUCCACCACCCCCAGGCCUAGCAUAGCCAGGUACUGAGGUCAGAAGCCUCGGGCUCAGCUGCUGCUGCCCCCUCCUCCACAUCCUGAGCUGGCUUGAAGAAUGUACAUAAAGGGGUGGGGGGUCCCCACAAGCCCCUGGCAAGCGCAGGUCGUGAGCUGGAAAGCCCUGGGCUCCGGCCCGGGGGAAUGAAAAUGUUGAACUCUC
Sarcophilus harrisii (Tasmanian devil) is the source of this 1900-nucleotide messenger RNA. It is a transcript of the gene ACP2, whose product is annotated as acid phosphatase 2, lysosomal. The transcript has 11 exons. Lineage: Eukaryota; Metazoa; Chordata; Mammalia; Dasyuromorphia; Dasyuridae. The record is from RefSeq and is a predicted model, not a curated record. Gene Ontology annotation, biological process: lysosome organization; dephosphorylation. Gene Ontology annotation, molecular function: acid phosphatase activity. Gene Ontology annotation, cellular component: lysosome. The coding region runs from base 130 to 1437 and encodes 435 amino acids.